Dicrocoelium dendriticum is the source of this 1434-nucleotide messenger RNA. The record is from the annotation of a GenBank genome assembly. Lineage: Eukaryota; Metazoa; Platyhelminthes; Trematoda; Plagiorchiida; Dicrocoeliidae.
AUGGACUCCAAGCUGAAUGAAGCCAACGACUUCAUAGCGAAGGCGGAAAAAAGCUUAAGCAAAUCGUUUUUUAAACGCACCCCAGACUACGACAGCGCAAUAGAGUAUUACACAAAGGCUGCACUAAUCUUUCGAAAUGCUAAAUGCCUUGAAAAAGCUGCCGCACUAUACAAAACGAUAGCUGAUCUGCAUUAUCAACUUGGUUCGUAUUUUCACUGCGCUAAGAACUACGAAAACGCGUCGUUGGUGUACAGAGAUUUAAAACAGUACGAUCAAAUGGCUGAGCUCGUUGCGCACAGUGGGGAACUUAUGCGCAAAUGUGGAGCACCGGAUAGCGCAGCUUAUCUCUACGAACGUGCUGCGAAAAACCUGGAGACUCCCAAUCCACAACGUGCAGCUGAAUUUUACGAAAGUGCUGCGGAUGCGUGCGAAGUGGAGGACAAAUUUCACGAAGCAGCCGAUCAGUGUAACUACGCUGCUCGCAUUUGGGUUCGUCUUCGUCGGUUCUCAGAUGCCGAGCGGAUGCUGCGGUUAUACAUCGCUUAUUUGAUGAGGGGAAAUCCGGACUCAGUUGCAGCAAAUGUUAGUGGCUUAGCAGACCACGCUGCCGUGCCGAAGAUGUGCGCCAGAGCCGUUGUCACACUAGUGUUGAUCAAGUUGCACGAAGGAGAUGAGGUCGCGGCGAAUAAAGUCUUCUCUGAAGCUAUGGAGUGCUGGAGGUUCGGUGAAAGUGAUGAUUACCCUCAAAUCCGCCAACUUCUCUGUGCUCUCGAGGAUGGUGACGCGAGUAGAGCCGAGCAGCUACUUAAGAGCAGCUGCUUCAAGACAUUGGAUCUCGAUUACGCACGGCUGCUGAAAGAGAUCAAACUCCCAGAAGUAGUGGAACCAUUCAGUGACGCUCCGCUUGAAAAAACACAUCUACCCUCGAAUGCGAUCCAUAACGAAGCAUAUAAACCCUCCGAACCAGAGACGACUUUCGGAGAGGAUGGUGAAGAUGAAUCAGAGGACAUUUGUUAGCCCGAUACUUCGAACAGCGAAAACAAUUCUUGACUCAUUUCACAACCUUCCUCAUGAACAUUGAGGUCAUUCGCUAUCCGUUGUUUCACGUUUUUCGUGUCUAAUCUUCCCCCAGUGGUUCUACAGGCCACUUUGCUGUUGUCUUUCAAUAACUUCCCCAUCCAGCUUUAUAAUCACUUGUUUGUCUGAUUUCGUUGAUGACCCGCGCCACUUGUAUAUCUUAUCCUUGUGAGCACCAAACAAUUGGUACUUCUUUCUCUGUCCCAUCGCCGUUCACUUUUAUCGUGGCUGAGCGAUUUGCACAGCUAACCGAACUGGACUAUGGAGAAUAGGGUGUCUUGCCCCAAUACUGUUUCCAUUCUCCUGCUGAAGUAGAAAUUCAUAUUACCCCUGAUCAAUUAAUGUACCCUUGCGAAG